AUUGAAGGAAGAAACCGGCCGGAGCGGAAGUGACGUGCCGGAAGUUGGUAGCGGAGCGCGCAGUGUGCGUUCAGUUACUGAGAGAAGAUGGCGGCCGGUCCGAUCUCGGAGAGAAAUCAGGGUGAGCGCGAUGGAGGAGGGGGGGCUCCCCGGGUAUCGCUGUCUCCCCUCCCCGUUUCACCUCUAACCUGGUGCCCGCUGGUCUCCUCUCCCUGCCUCCACUACUCCAGGCAGCGGUGAGUGAAUACCGCCAGCUUGCAGGGAGCCCUCCACAUGUUUUGAACUACAUCCCCCAUAACGCUCUUACACCCACAAUGCUGGCAAAGCAUCAUGGGAGGUGUAGUCCAAAACAUCUGGAGUGCCGAAGGUUGCCUGUGCCUGGUCUACACCAUGGGCCCCCAAACUCGGGCCCCCCAUGAUUCUAUGAAUGAAAUAGGCCGAGGCUUAUGGGCGAUGUAGUCCAGCAACAUCUGGAGGGCCGGAGUUUGGGGAAGCCUGUUCUGCGUAAUUGGUCAUUUUAACGCGCUUCAGUAAUCGGGUUACCCUCUUACUAUCUCUCUUCAUUGCUGGGCUGUUGCUGCCUUUAGAUACAUCCACUUCACAGUAAUAGCACUUAGAAUUGGCAGGACGUAGUGAAGGUGGCAUCCUAUGACGGCGCCACAUUUAAAGUCACUGAACACUUUGUCCUGCCAUUGUUUGUCUAUGGCUUUAUGCAGGAUUUAUGAACCUGUUGGCAAUGGGUGAGUCUGAAACACCUGAAUUAAAUCAUAAAUAUGGCUGCCCACAUUGUGUGGCCUAUAGUGCAUUGUAGCCAGUAGUCUGCAAAUAAUUAACAUUUGUUGUUUUUCUCAUUGCGAUAUUUUGAUGAUUACACAUACAGGGAGAACACUAUAGCUUUGGGAAUAUAUGUUUGUAUUCCUUUAAUUGUCCAUGCUGCUGUCACAUUUCAUGGGAGAGAACUGUGCAUGUUUGUUGUGGGAUAAUGCAGAGUGAGAGCAAUGUGUGAUGUGUUUUAUCUUUCUUUUAGAUGCCACUGUUUAUGUUGGUGGGCUGGAUGAGAAGGUGAGCGAGCCGUUGCUAUGGGAGCUGUUCUUACAAGCCGGACCCGUAGUAAACACACACAUGCCCAAAGACAGGGUUACGGGCCAGCACCAAGGUGAGAGAAAACUGAGAAUUCUGUCCGCUUUCUUUACUUUGUAUUGUACUGGGACAGUUUCCAUUGUUUGACUCCUCCUCAUAAAGCAAUGUCAAGAUAUCAAUGCAUGAACUCAUACUGUGUGAACUUUCUAUUUAAAGGCACACUAUAGGCACCAUAACCACUUCUUCAUUUAAAGGGACACUCCAAGGACCACCACAACUUAAAUGUAUUUGAGUUUUGGCCUCAUCAAUAUGCUGUAUUUUUGAUAGUUCAAUUCUUCAUAAUUUAGUUUUUUUUCCAAAGGUAAUGUAUUCUGGCAUGUGGAUAAGAAGGCCGGCUUGUAAUGCAAAACAUAAUUUCUCGUGUAUGCAAAAAAAAACACAGCAUACUACUGUAAUCAAAUGCAUUAACAAUUUGGUAACUGAUGUUUACUUUAAAUAGUUACGGUGCAUGGUGUCCCCUAAUGCCAGUUCACAUUUGUGUUGAAAUUGUUUCAGCCACCUGCAGCUUGGUCCCCACUGAGGGUAAUGCUAAGGUGGAGUUGCAUUCAGCUUUAGUCAUACCAACAAAUGCCAUCGAUGGGCAGAAGAUAUGCACUCAAUCACUGCCACCCGUGGCUGCUCAGGCUGAUGUCGAAGCAGCAGAGCAGGGCUCUCAUUCAGUGUUUUGUAGUUUAACCAUGAACCAAUGUCAGGGGACUCCAGGCACCAUAACUAUUAAAGUAGAUAAAGUUAUUAUGGUGUCUCCUUAAAGGAACAUUAUUGGGUCAGGAACACAAACAUGUAUUCCUGCCCCUAUAGUGCUAAACCCACCAUUUAGGUGGCUUGACCCCCCCCCCCCUUAAAAGCAUGAAAAACUCUCCUUAUUUCCAGCGCCGUGCGGGUCUGCCGGCACUGGCCCCGCUCCCUUGGUGACAUAAUCAGAAUUGCAGAUUUUUAGCCAAUCCAAAGCUUUCCCAUGGGGAAAGCAUGGAUAAAAUCAUCAAGGGGACAGGGCAAAACACAAUUUUGGCCAAUCAGCACCUACUCAUAGAGAUGCAUUGAAUCAGUGCAUCUCUAUGAGGAAAAUUCAGCGUCCCCAUGCACAGAAUGGAGAUGCUGAAUGGCAGUGCUGACUACUGUGUAGCACUGACCCAGGAAGCACCUCCAGUGGCCAUCUGAGGAGUGGUCACUUGGAGGUGUCCCUAGGGGCACUGUAAACACUGCCUUUUCUCCAAAAAGGCAGUGAUUGCAUGAAAAUGCCUGCAGGCAAUGAUUAUACUCACCGGAACAACUACAUUAAGCAGUAGUUGUUCUGGUGACUAUAGUGUCCCUUUAACAUCCUUUAUGGUUAUUUGAAGUUUUAUGGUGAUAUAUGGUAUGUUAUGCAUACUUAUCUCAAAAGCAGCACUAGUUGAAAUUGCGCAUGUCUUCAGUAAAUGUUAACACAAAUUCUGAAACAUAUCCAUUGGCAGUGGGGGAUUUAUUUCUCUUUCUGUCCUGUUUGCCUAUUGCAUUGAAAAUACUUCAUUAGCAUGCAGAAACAUUAGGGAAACAGAAGGACGAGGGUUAUGGAAAAUGACCUUUGUACACAUUAUACUCCUAUCUUGAUGAUCCUUGGCCUUCAUACUAUCCCUUCAUGUCUUCCUUAACAAGAAUUGGAUGUUCCAAGAUGCUGUUUAAAUAUGGGAUGAAUCACUCACAGCAGGGGUACUCUAAGGUAGGUAGAUCCCCAUAUGUAUUAAAACUUCCAGUCCUAUGAUACUUUAUAAAGACAUACAAUGCAUCAUGGGAGUUGUAGUUCUACAACAUAUGCACCCCCUGAUUUACAGUCUGUUUAGUUAAAAGGACAUUUUUGUAGAGAAUCAUGUGAGGAAUAAUUACGUACGUUGUAGAUGCAGGUAUGUUUGUAAAAAGGAAAAAACUAGAACACAUUUGAACCAUCUCUCAGGUCUCCCCCAUCCAAGAGAGUAGUGAGGCAAGAGGAACACACAACCGAAUUGGCUGGUCUCCAUUUCCUGCUUUCUGUAGAUGUCACUGCCAACUCCAGCAUAUAAUUUGAAUUUGAGUUAAUGAAACCUAAAGAAUGUGUUCCGUUGUCUAAAUUCAGUGUAAUUAUUUAUCCCACAGGUUACGGUUUUGUGGAGUUUUUGAGUGAGGAAGAUGCAGAUUAUGCUAUAAAAAUCAUGAACAUGAUCAAACUAUAUGGGAAACCAAUCAGAGUAAAUAAAGCUUCCGCCCAUAACAAGAAUCUGGAUGUCGGAGCCAAUAUCUUCAUUGGGAACCUUGAUCCUGAGAUUGAUGAAAAACUUCUAUACGACACCUUCAGUGCUUUUGGAGUAAUUCUGCAGACCCCCAAGAUCAUGCGAGACCCGGAUACUGGGAACUCCAAGGGCUAUGCUUUCAUUAACUUUGCCAGCUUUGAUGCUUCAGACGCAUCCAUUGAAGCUAUGAAUGGACAAUAUUUAUGUAACAGGCCCAUCACAGUGUCUUAUGCCUUCAAGAAAGACUCGAAGGGAGAGCGGCACGGAUCAGCAGCUGAGAGACUUCUGGCUGCUCAAAAUCCACUUUCACAGGCUGACAGACCUCACCAACUCUUUGCUGAUGCGCCACCUCCUCCCAUUGUGCCAGCUGUUAUUACAUCUUUAACGAGUGCAGUUGCAGCAGGUGAGUCAAACUUUUUUCGUUUGGGUGGUGGAGUUAGAGCGAGAUGAGGCUGGCGUUACGGACAAUGACAUCAUUUGAAGAAGCUGUUUGCAGCUAUCACCAGCCCACAGAGCGCGUUGACACAGAAUUAACAGCUAAAACAGAGUUGCACCCCCAGCACAAAGUGCAGAUAUCUCGCGAUGUGCCCGGCUUGUAACCAUGGCCACUUUUAAAAGCAGAAGUGGUCAUUGAGGUUGUAAUAACCGUUUAAAUAUAUUUAACUUAACUUGUAUCCAGCAAUGUAUUGGGGCUGAGAAAUGCAUGUGUGACAUUAAAGGGACACUAUAGUCACCAGAACAACUACAGCUUAUUGUAUUUAUUCCGGUGAGUGUAAUCCGUCCCUUCAGGCUUUUUGCAGUAUACAGUUUUUUUUUCUCCAGAGAAUAUGCAGCGUUUACAUUACAGCCUAGUAAUCACUCCACUGGCCACUCCUCAGAUGGCUACUAGAGGUGCUUACUGGGGCAGUCCUGUCUAGUGUGCAGCACUGCCAUUUAGUGUCUUCAACCUUAGCAUGGAGACACUGAACUUUACUCAUUGAUUCAAUGUAUCUCUAUGAGGAGAUGCUGAUUGGCCAGGGCUGUGUUUGAAUCAUGCUGGCUCUGCCUCUGAUCUGCCUACUUGUCAGUCUCAGCCAAUCCUAUGGGGAAGCAUUAUACUGUACUGUUUGUGUUCCUGGCCCAAUAAUGUUCCUUUUAAUCCAAUGAUUAGCAUUUAAUGCCAUUCCUCCAUUGAAAUAGUGAUCUAGGGGCCUGUAGUGGCUUAAUGACUCCAAUCCUUUUUUGACUGUGCUGUGUGUACUUAUAUGAUGGAAAGUGUGGAGUUACCGGAGUCUGCAUAUAAGAGGUACACUGCUUAUGAAUAUAACAGGGUUAGUCACUAAAGUGAGACUUGAAAUUGAAUUUCAAAUUUAAAGGGACACACCACUGCUCAAAUGCAAAAUAUAUAAAAAUCGCUGUUAAGUAGAUAAACCCCAAUGAAAACCUGCAUGCAUUGGGGAUAUAUCUAAAAACAGCUAAUAAAAGCUGUAGUUCUCUUGCCUGCAGCCUUUGCAAGUCCUCCCCUUCUAACUCCGCCCAGACUUUCUGUGGUUGUCCAAUCACAGACUUCACAAUGCAGCUCAAUGAGAAGUCUUUACAAGGCAUGUGCUGUGGGCAAUUGCUGUAUCUUGAGUUUAUCUUCACUUGGUUCUAAACAUCCAGGAAGUUACAGGACCAGGUGUCUGAUUCACAGUCAGGGAGGUGUAACAAGGAUAAUUUAUAAACUUUUUUUUUUUUAAUUCUUGUUGCGUUUACAUACAUGUUUACUCUGCCACAACAGCAAGAGUCAUAAUUUUCAAGCGAUUCAGUUAAUGUAACAUUAUGGCAUUUGAGGUUUGCGCACAUUUUUAAUUUUAGUAUAAGACAAUAGGUGGAAGGAUGUGUGUCAGCAGGAGUGGUGUGGGGGGUAACAGGUUUAGUUUUCAAGGGUGCAGCAUUACAGGUGUUGGUUGGUGUUGUUCCAGGAUAUUGCCACUAAUGUGAAAGGCGGUGGUGACCAUUGUGAAAAGUCAAGAGAGCUGUGUGGUGGUCGAGUUCGGGUGUGUUAUGUCUCCGGGCUCAUAGCGGUUCGUGGUGCCGGGUGGCCCAGCUCACUGUUGAGGUUGAAUAUGAAAAAAAAUUUUCUCUGUAUGUCUUAUGUGAGCGGGUCUUAUGUCAGGAUGUCCCGGUCAGGCUGUAGGUGAACGUGUGUUCGGUCUUUGGUGGACUGGGCGUCCGUGUGUCUAAGGUUUCCCGGAGGAUGGUGUACCCCUGACCUAAGGGGUGGCGUGGGUGGAGAGGGAGCUUGUGGAGUUCCUGCCUCCUCUACCGUUGUGUGAGACUAUCGGAUUGUAUCGUCAUCUAUGGGUUAACGCUGCCAUGUGUUCUGUCAGGUGUAUGUAGCGCAGUGACAUAUAUCGAACAAGGUGAUAACAAUAUGGUAAUUAUAAACAUAAGAGAAAAUUUUUUUUUUUUUAAGAAGAAACAUUCUAAAAGAAAACCAUAAGUCUUCCGUGGUUGGAGCAAUCCUAUACACCGUCCCUUCUCCAGGAACUUGUGUGGUUUGUGAGAGUUCUUUCUAGCCUUUGUCAUUCAGGUGGCUCGGUUUAUCGGUACCAUGUUUCUCGGGGUGAAUGGUACAGUGUUGUCUGCGUCCCAUCUCUGUCCAGGGGUCUCUGCCGUGUCGUUUCUGUCCGGUAGUCCCAACUUGGUGAGCACUGCAGGCACUUCUUUGGGCGCGGAAACACUGUGUGUAGUCCCAUUGUGGGUGAUUAGCAGGGAUCGUGGUGCACCCCAGCGGUAUGGCACCCCUGCGGAGCGCAGUUGGCUGGUAAAGUGGGUCAGUGAUCGGCGCCACUGAAGUGUGGCUCUAGUUAACUCCUGGAAAAAUAACAGCUGUGCAUUUUCGAAGGCUACGGGGGUUUUGUCCCGUACUGCCGACAUGAUGUUGGAUUUGUCCUGUGUGGUGGCACAGCGUAAGAUAACAUCCCUGGGUGUUGUGUUAGGCAUAGUAGCCGAGGGUGGGAGCCUGUAGAGCCCAUCCAGGAGCCUCUUCCUGGCUGUUGCUGGCAGUAGAAUGGUGGCCAGGAGCCAUCUCACAUAGUGAGGCAGUUCAUCAGGUGUGAUAUCAGAGGGUACCCCACAUAUUUUAACGUGGUUGCGACGAGUUCGGUCUUCGUGGGUCGACAGUUGUAGGGAGAGUCCCUGUUGGGUGGUCUGCAUUUGUUGUAUCGCUUCUUUUACUUGUGUUAUGUCUGUUUGGAUGUUCACGAUGCUCUCCUCUGUCACCCUUACUCUUUCAGUUACUUUUUGUACUUCCCCUUUAAGCAGGCCCACAUCUGUGGCCAGUGUCUAUUUGAUGUCUUGCACCCAAUUAUGGAGGUCCUGUUUGGUGGCCAGUGUGUUGUCAGGUGGUGCCUGUGGUGGUGUCAGGGUGUACUCACUGUUAUCCUCCGUUUGUGUGGGUGUGUGCGAUGCAGCACGGGUCGUUGUCGGAGUUUGUUGAGCCUCCGCGGCCAUAUUGGAUUGUGCCUGUCUCUGUAGUAGAGCCCCAAUGUCGGUCUGCUCUGCUGGGUGGCUGGACUGUGCUUUCUGUGUACGUCUCCCCAUAUUCCUUGGGAUAUUGUUGUGGGUCGGCAAGGGGUCGCUCGAUGGUGUAGGCUCCCCACUGCUGUACACUUCAUCUAGGAAGUACUCGAGCCCAGAGGUGGUCAGCAAGGGAUAGGCCUUGAGCUUCUGUUUCACCUUGCCAGAUCUCUGAGGUUGUUUUUUAACUGCACUUUUUGCAAAUGAAAUAAAUAGGACACACUCUUCACACACAAAUCAUUUCAGUAAGAUAAACUGCUUUAGGGCUCUGGAGUGUCCCUUUAAGGCCAAACUGGAAGCUAGCUAUUAUGUCCUUGCAUUUGAAAUUCACUUUGAAUUCUCACUUUAGUGAAUAACUCUAUAAAUCAGGGGUUUCCAACCCAGUCCAGGAUUUAGGGAUUACCUAAAGUGUUGUGUAUAAAGGGUUUAUAUAUUUUUCUUCUAAAAAUACCUUGGACACAGCUGGGUAAUCCCUAAAUCUUGGACUGUUAGGGGGUACUUGAAGACUGGAUUGGGAACCAGUGCUGUAAAUGAUAUUGGAGUCGUGUGUGUGUGUGUCUGUUUAUAGUAGUGCUUAAAUUCGAACAGUCAUGGUGAGAUUUAUAUACAAGGCAAUAGCCAUCUAGAGCAGGCAUAGGCAACCUUCGGCACGGCAGAUGUUCUGGACUACACCUCCUUUUAUACUUUGGCAGUAUUAUGGGUAUAAGAGCAUUAUGGGGGAUGUAGUCCACAACAUCUGGAGUGCCGAAGGUUGCCUAUCCCUGAACUAGAGUUUAGCCUGUGUUGUGCUGUUCUUAACCUAUAGAUCCCAGUGUGUGUAACGAAGUCGCUCUGAACAUGGAAAUCCAGCUUACAGUUGUCACUACCAGAGAAGUGACCGUUUCAAUUUAUAGAGUCUUUGGCACAUUUAAAAAUACAAUGCUGUAUUCCUGGCACUUUAGCUCCCUCACCGCUGGGUCAAUACUCUGUCCCUUCUAACAGCCCACGAUGAGUGGAUGCUAAUGCCACAUGCAUUAGACCUCCCCGUAGGAAAGCAUUGAAUCAGUGCUUUCCUAUUGGGAAAAAUCUGACGCUAAAGGUCCUCAUGCAGAGCGUGAGGACGUCCACCGUCCGAUCCCGGACCAAAGGUCCGUUUCGAUACAAGAAACCUUUUAGUGGCUGUCUUCUACUGCAUCAUUGGCCCCCUAAGUGAUUUACACAUGCUGAGAAGUUAGAGUAGUCUCAUCUGCUCUCCACAUUAUAAUACAUAUACUAUUUAUAUAUAGGAUUACACUGGUUUAGUUUUUUUUUUGUAUUUUUAUCUUUGAGUUAAAUUGGAUAAUACAAAGCUGCCUGCAAUUUUAAAGGGACACUAUAGUCACCAAAACAACUUUAGCUCAAUUAAGCCGUUUUGGUGUAUAGAUCCUGCCGCUGCAGUCUCACUGCUCAAUUCUCUGCCAUUUGGGAGUUAAAUCACUUUGUUUAUGCAGCCCUAGUCACACCUCCCCGCAUGUGACUUACACAGCCUUCCAACACUUCCUGCAAAGAGUCAUCUAAUGUUUACACUUCCUGUAUUGAAAAUACUGUAUAAUUUAGAAUUUCACAUCUCAUGCUCUGUUAAUAGCUUUCUAGACCUUGCAGGAGCCUCUUUUAUGUAUUUAAAGUUCAAUUUACAGAGCAGGAAAUAAUACCAUUUAAAGUAAAUUAUAUCUGACUGAAAGUGAAACCAUUUCUUUUCAUGCAUGUGAGUCACAGCUAGAGAAGGUGUGGCUACGCCUGUAUAAACAGAAACAAAAGUGAUUUAACUCCUAAAUGGUGUAGAACUGAGCGGGAGACUUCAAGGGCAUGAUCUAUACACCAAAACCGGUUCAUUAAGCUUAAGUUGUUUUGAUGAAUAUAGUGUCCCUUUAAGCAACAUAUUAUUGUAUGUGCUUUAUUUUCACUAGAGAUAGACCGAUUAUCGGUUCGGCUGAUAUUCUGGAUUUUGGCAAAUAACGGUAUCUGCCACUAUUGAUACCGAUAUUGCCACUAAUGUGAAAGGCGGUGGUGGCCUGGCGCACCGGCUAUGGGGCCGCAACAAUUGAGUGACUGGCAGGAAGCGCAUAGUGCUCCCCCAUUACUACUCACUCGGUGUAGCAUGGCCAAGCAGAGCGGGCUGCAGUAUGCUCAGUGAGUCAGUCCGGUUGGAUACAGGAAACUGAGGCUCCCUUACCGUGGUCCGCUUGGCCACGCCACAAGAGAGGUAAUGAGGCACACCAGGGCGGGGAGAGGAACACCAGAGGGGGGUAAGGGGGAGACACUAAAGGACAGGGAGGGAGAGAAACACUAAGGGGGAGGGGAAGGGACAGGGAGGGCAGGGGAGGAGAGGUACACUAAGGGACAGGGAGGGGAGGAGAGGUACUGUAAGGGACAGGGACGGGAGGAGAGGUACUGUAAGGGACAGGGACGGGAGGAGAGGUACACUAAGGGACGGGGAGGGGAGGAGAGGUACACUAAGGGACGGGGAGGAGAGGUACACUAAGGGGAGGGGAGAAGAGGUACACUAAGGGACAGGGAGAGAAAUAAAAAAACUAUAGAUUUAGUCACAGAGUAAUCCCUAAUCGUAUACGUCUGACAAUCGGGAUAAUUAGAAGAUAUCCCUUCCAAAUAGCUUCCCCGGUAUUUAAAAAGUACUCCACCUUAUCCCUUUAGUCCUACUCUCCUAACACCCUGCUGCUUCGAGGCAGCCCCCAGCUAUAAACUACCAACGUCUAAGGCGGAAAAUGGGCAAAAUAAAGUGUUUUUUUUUGGGUUUUUUUACUGUUGAAUGUAGUUACUGGGAGGUAAUUCCAGUGGGAGGGGAUCCUUUCUUUUCUAGGUAGGGUUUCUCUCCCAUUAGUCUAAUUAUUGUCUUGUAUUGAUGGUUUUUACCCUUUAUUACCUCUCCAACCCGCAGUCUGGGUAUCUGUAACUCACUGUUUGUCUAUGUGUAGAGAAUAUCGAUAUGGUAUCGGCUAUCGGCCUGAAAGUUCACAGAUUAUCUGUAUCGACUCUCAAAAAGCCAUAUCAGUCAGUCCCUAAUUUUCACUAUAUGCACUUUGGCAAAGGUUUUGCACAGUAUUGAGGAUUUAUGCAGGAAAACACUUUGUAUAUAUAUAUGCACCUCAAAAUAUUUUAUGGUCUCAAAGACACAGCGCACCUUUAUUUGGUAUUUAGAGUGUGUGUAUAUGGGCUAUUGCACUUUACGUGCUGCUUUUUUGAUUGCACAAUUUUAUUCCAUCUAUUGAAGUUUUUUUUUUUUUACAUUGUUGUAGCACAUGUUUUUUUUGUGUAUGAUUGUGGGUGUGUCUGCCAUCAUGUAUGUGCCUUUAUGUCAUGGUGUGUGCCUGUCUGUCAUGGUAUGUGUGCCUGCCUGUCUGUCAUGGUAUGUGUGUCUGCCUGCCUGCCAGUGUCUGCCUGCCUGCCAGUCAUGGUAUGUGUGUCUGCCUGCCUGCCAGUGUCUGCCUGCCUGCCAGUCAUGGUAUGUGUGUCUGCCUGCCUGCCUGUCUGUCAUGGUAUGUGUGUCUGCCUGCCUGCCGGUCAUGGUGUCUGCCUGCCUGCCGGUCAUGGUAUGUGUGUCUGCCUGCCUGCCUGUCUGUCAUGGUAUGUGUGUCUGCCUGCCUGCCAGUCAUGGUAUGUGUGUCUGCCUGCCUGUCUGUCAUGGUGUGUGCCUGCCUGCCUGCCGGUCAUGGUGUCUGCCUGCCUGCCAGUCAUGGUAUGUGUGUCUGCCUGCCUGCCAGUCAUGGUAUGUGUGUCUGCCAGUCAUGGUCUGCCUGCCUGCCAGUCAUGGUAUGUGUGUCUGCCAGUCAUGGUAUGUGUGCCUGCCUGCCUGCCUGUCAUGGUAUGUGUGUCUGCCUGCCUGCCUGUCUUGGUAUGUGUGUCUGCCUGCCUGCCUGUCAUGGUAUGUGUGUCUGCCUGCCUGCCGGUCAUGGUAUGUGUGUCUGCCUGCCUGCCUGUCAUGGUAUGUGUGUCUGCCUGCCUGCCAGUCAUGGUAUGUGUGUCUGCCUGCCUGCCUGUCAUGGUAGGUGUGUCUGCCUGCCUCCCGGUCAUGGUAGGUGUGUCUGCCUGCCUGCCUGCCUGCCUGUCAUGGUAUGUGUGUCUGCCUGCCUGCCAGUCAUGGUAUGUGUGUCUGCCUGCCUGCCUGUCAUGGUAUGUGUGCCUGCCUGCCGGUCAUGGUGUGUGCCUGCCUGCCUGCCGGUCAUGGUGUGUGCCUGCCGGUCAUGGUGUGUGUCUGCCUGCCUGCCGGUCAUGGUGUGUGCCUGCCUGCCUGCCGGUCAUGGUGUGUGCCUGCCUGCCUGCCGGUCAUGGUGUGUGCCUGCCUGCCUGCCGGUCGGUCAUGGUGGGUGUGCCUGCCUGUCGGUCGGUCAUGGUGGGUGUGCCUGCCUGUCGGUCGGUCAUGGUGGGUGUGCCUGCCUGUCGGUCGGUCAUGGUGGGUGUGCCUGCCUGUCGGUCGGUCGGUCAUGGUGGGUGUGCCUGCCUGCCUGUCAUGGUGGGUGUGUCUGCCUGUCUGUCGGUCAUGGUGUGUGUGCCUGCCUGUCUGUCGGUCAUGGUGUGUGUGCCUGCCUGCCUGUCAUGGUGGGGGAGAUGUCUGCCUGCGUGUCAUGGUGGAUGUGUUUAGGUGACCAACCCCCCUCCAUUCGCAAGGGAAUGGUGUUUUUACAGUUUUUUUUUCUCACACUGUGCUGCUCUCCCCUCGACUGACCCCGCCUCUAUGAUUGAGAUUAUAAAGCAUGAUGACCUCAAUCCACUGUUUCCCCAUAGGAAAGUAUUGGGGGGCUAUUGUGAAUGCUCUGCAUCAAUCAGCAUUUCAUCACAAAGAUGCAUUUAAUGAAUGCAUCUCUGUGGGGAACCUUCAGUGCCUCCAUGCAAAGCAUGGAGACACUGAAUAUUGGUGCAGAAGCACCUUUAGUGGGCGUCUGAGUGACUGUCACUAGGAGGAAAUGUAAACACUACCUAUUAUCUGAAAAGGCAGUGUUUACAUUGAAAAACUUGCAGGGACAGGCUAUAGACACCAGAACCUCUACAUUAAGCUAACCAUUCAGCUCCAAUUCACUUAAAUUGAUAUGCUGAUUAGAGUGGGACUUCCUUUAAUCACAUCAUUGGGAAUUCUAAUCACCCUAACAGCUACAGCCCUAUAUGGUGACCCUCUUUUCCAAUACUGUGUAAACCUGGUUAUCAAGCAAUUGGACACAAACUCCCAAAUGUCUGGGGCCGACCCCUGUUUACUGUUUGCUAAUGCUACUCCGGGAUCUGUACUUGGACACAUUCUCUUUAAUAUUUUUAUUAGUGAUAUUGCAGAAGGUCUUGAUGGUAAGGUAUGUCUUUUUGCUGAUGAUACUAAGAUAUAUAACAGGGUUGAUGUUCCAGGAGGGAUAAGCCAAAUGGCAAAUGAUUUAGGUAAACUAGAAAAAUGGUCAGAAUUGUGGCAACUGACAUUUAAAGGACCACUCAUUUUCCUGGCACUAUAGUGCCCUGAGGGUGCCCCCACCCUCAGGGACCCCCUCCCGCCCGGCUCUGGAAAGGGGAAAAGGGGUAAAACUUACCUUUUUCCAGCGCUGGGCGGAGAGCUCUCCUCCUCUGAUCCUCCUCUUCUCUUCCCCGUCGGCUGAAUGUGCGGUCAUUCAGCCGGUCACAUAGGAAAGCAUUCAUAAUGCUUUCCUAUGGACGCUGGCGUGCUCUCACUGUGAAAAUCACAGUGAGAAGCACGCAAGCGCCUCUAGCGGCUGUCAAUGAGACAGCUGCUAAAGAAAUAGGGAAGGCUUAACCCAUUCAUAAACAGCAGUUUUCUCUGAAACUGCUAUGUUUAUGAAAAAAUGGGUUAACCCUAGAAGGACCAGGCACCCAGACCACUUCAUUAAGCUGAAGUGGUCUGGGUACCUAGAGUGGUCCUUUAAUGUGGAUAAGUGCAAGACAAUGCAUCUUGGACGUAAAAACCCAAGGGCAGAGUACAGAAUAUUUGAUAGAGUUCUAACCUCAACAUCUGAGGAAAGGGAUUUAGGGGUGAUUAUUUCUGAUGACUUAAAUGUAAGCAGACAAUGUAAUAGAGCAGCUGGACAUGCUAGCAGAAUGCUUGGUUGUAUAGGGAGAGGUAUUAGCAGUAGAAAGAGGGAAGUGCUCAUGCCAUUGUACAGAACACUGGUGAGACCUCACUUGGAGUAUUGUACACAGUACUGGAGACCGUAUCUUCAGAAGGAUAUUGAUACCUUAGAGAGGGUUCAGAGAAGGGCUACUAAACUGGUUCAUGGAUUGCGGGAUAAAACUUACCAGGAAAGGUUAAAAGGAUCUUAACAUGUAUAGCUUGGAGGAAAGACGAGACAGGGGGGAUAUGAAAGAAACAUUUAAAUAUAUAAAGGGAAUCAACACAGUAAAGGAGGAGACUAUAUUUAAAAGAAGAAAAACUACCACAACAAGAGGACAUAGUCUUAAAUUAGAGGGACAAAGGUUUAAAAAUAAUAUCAGGAAGUAUUACUUUACUGAGAGGGUAGUGGAUGCAUGGAAUAGCCUUCCAGCUGAAGUGAUGGAGGUUAACACAGUAAAGGAGUUUAAGCAUGCGUAGGAUAGGCAUAAGGCUAUCCUAACUAUAAGAUAAGGCUAGGGACUAAUGAAAGUAUUUAGAAAAUUGGGCAGACUAGAUGGGCCGAAUGGUUCUUAUCUGCGUCACAUUCUAUGUUUCUAUGUUACUCUGGUCAUUUUUGGACAGCAUUUAUUGGUGGUGCAGUGUCGCAUGACACAGAACUGGGGUUGUGCCAUAAGUCUUCUAGCAACAUAACCACUGCUAUGGGCUGAGUGUCCUUUUAAUUGUCAUUUUAAUGUGUUUUAGUUUAUUUUUUUCAUAUUCUAAUACACCGCCUGCUGAUUCUGAAUGCCUUUUAUCUGCUAAUCUUCUUAAUUAACAGUGCUCUUUUGUUAUCUACAGGAAUGCCCACUUUCCCUCCUGGCCCUCCACCAGGUUCAAUGCCCCCGGGGAUCCCACCUACAAUGCCGCCUCCUCCCAUGUCUCCCGUCACAGCUGCAGGCCAAGUUUCUGCUGCGGCCACUGCUGCUGGUCACCCCCAAGUGCCACAUCCUUUCCAGUCUCCUGCUAUGCAUCAUGGUGAGUUUAAUCCUUCAAUUAUGGGGCAUGGAUAUGUUGUUAUUAACAGAGAAUGCAGUAGAUAAGCUGUUAUAUUACAGACAGAGUGCAGUGAAUAAGGUUUAAAUGGACACUAUAGUCACCAGAACAACUACAACUUAAUGUAGUUGUUCUGGUGAGCGUAAUCACAGCCUUCAGACAUUUAUAUGCAAACAUUGUAUUUGCAGAGAAAAGGAAGUGUUUACAUUGCCCCUAGGGACACCUCCAAGUGGCCACUCCUCAGAUGGCCACUGGAGGUCCUUGCUGGGUCAGUGCUGCACAGUAGUCAGCACUGCCGUUCAGCGUCUCCAUUCUGUGCAUGGGGACGCUGAAUUUUCCUCAGAGUUGCAUUGUUUCAAUACAUCUCUAUGAGGAGGUGCUGAUUGGCCAAAACAGUGUUUGGCCCUGCCCCCUUGUCGAUUUUAGCCAAUCCAAUGCUUUCCUUCUGGGCACUGAAAAUCUGCAGUUCUGAUAGUCACCAAGGGCCAACACCGGCAGACCCAUGGAGAGCUGAAAAUAAGGGUUUUUCACACACAAACUGUACUUUCACUGACAAUAUAAUUGUUGUGAUCCGUUUUACGGUUUUGAAACACUAAUGUUUGUGUUCAGCGAAGUCUCCCUAGUGUAACAGCACCCCCCAUGUACAGGUUUUAUGGUGUUUUCAAAGGUCACAGUCAAAUAUAAGGUUUUGCAUUUCUGUUUUUUUACUUUGAAAUUCGCCAGAUUGGUUAUGUUGCUUUUGAGAGCGUAUGGUAGCCCAGAAAUGAGAAUUACCCACAUAAUGGCAUACCAUUUACAGAAGUAGACAACCUAAAGUAUGUCUAGUCUUUUUUAGUAGCCACGUAGUCACAAACACUGGCCAAAAUCAGUGGUAAAAUUAGUUUUUGCAUUUUUAACACAAAAAAUAUGAACGCUAAUUUUGGCCAGUGUUUGUGACUAAGUGGCUACUAAAAUAGACUGGACAUACCCCGUUUGUAAUACCUUGGGUUGUCUACUAUUGAACAUGAUAUGCUAUCACGGGGGUAAUUUUCAUUCCUGGGCUACCAUUUGGUCUGAAAGGCAACAUAACCAGUCUGACAAUUUUCAAUGUGUAUAAACUGACAUAGAUAUAUAAAUAUAUCAUGUAACUUCCCAAAACACCAUAAAACCUGUACAUGGGGGGUACUGUUUUACCCGUGAGACAUCGCUGUGUAUUUUAUUGCAGAAACGGGACAAUUAGUUAAAAUGGUACGCAAAACUAAAAAAUUACUUUCUUAAUUUCUCAAUUUAAAAAUAUUUAAUUCAUAUUAAAUUGUUUCAUAUACAAAUAUUUGAUGUUAAAUGAAAGCCCUGUUUCUCCUGAAUAAAAUGAUAUAUAAUAAGUGUGGGUGCACAUAAUAUGAAAGAGGUGAAUUACGCCUGAACAGACAUGUAGCGCAAAUUCAUAGUUUUGUUUACAUUUGGUUUUGAUUAGAAUUUGUACAACUGCCUCAGUCUUUAAUGGGUUAAUGGAGGGUCUGAUGUAGUAUAAUAAAGGAAUGGGAUAAUAAUGCUUGGAAAGUGAUUGUACCUUGAGACACUGAGCAAUAUAACAGCUAGAGCUCCAUCUAGUGGCUAUGUUGCAUUGAGUCCCUGAGUGCCCUCUACACUGCCCCCUCCUGACCUGCAUUGAUAAUGCACUAUUUCUGCUUCCAUGUUAUUACUGUUCAUUUAUACAACAUGGAAGGUGGAUUGUUAUUCUAUGCUACAAAUUAUUUCUAAACUGUUUGCCAUAAAAUGGUGAUAGCACAACCUAUCCAGAGAGCUGCAGAGUUUAUUUUGAUUUAAAUAUACUACUGUGGUUGGAAAUAAAUCUUGGACCAACUGACUAAAGCACAUCUUAAAACUAACAAAUGAAUUAAGGGAAAAAGAACAAGUGUAAUGUCAUGUAAAUCUCUGAUUAAACCUUAUGUACGGUGCUGGGAAAACAAGAUUUGCUCUCUACUCGUGAUUUUGUUUAUUUUUGCAUUUUCAUCACAGUGGAUUCAGAUCUUCAUAUAAAAUGUAAUAAAAACUGAAUUUAGUGUCUACUCAGAUUGUUUUUAAGUGAAAUGUUGUGAAUACGUUUUUACUCCCUUAACUUUAUUAAAGUUUGUCACCUUUAGCAGCAACCGCUGCCCCAAGAGCUUUCUAUAAUUGGAGAUUAGGAUUCCAGCCCUUCAUCUGUGCACAAUUGCUGUAUUUCAGUAGGCGAGGCUCCACAUCCAUACAGUACUUUAACUUUCUCCUCUGCAUGUAUGUGGCACGCAUGCUUUACUUGAAUUUACCUGUCCUCAGACCAUUGCUCUUCCUGAACAAGGGACAGAUUCAGAGGUUUUUCUUUCAGUCUCUUCCGGGGAAGAAGGAGAGGGCUCUUUAGAUAUAACCUCAAUGACCACAUGCCAACAUCUCUGCCUACACCAUCUGCCUGCUGGUAGGAUGUUAUCAUUGAGAAAUGCAGCCAUAGUGGGGCACGUUAUUCUACUCAUCUCUCCCUAUAGCACAUUGAAAGUCAUGAUUCAUCAUGACCAUAAAGUGUCACCGUGUAGGAACCAGUAUACUCUGUAUAUAUAAUCUGAUUAGACUUUGUUUUCAUUGCAUUGUUUGGUAAACAGAAAUGCAAGGUUUGCUUGCUUUAUCUUGGCUCAGCACUCAGUUUUGUUUUUCCUGGUGUUUAUUUUCAGGGAUGCAAAUGCAGGUUCAGCAUCACAACCUUGGACCUUCUCAUCCGGGAGCCGCUCAGCUUACUGUUCGUCCACCUGGCAUGGGACACCCGGGGCCGCCUCCUAUGGGCAUGCCGCCGAGAGCACCGCCAUUUGGUGCAAUGGGUAAGUCAUUCUACUCAAUUUGUUUUUGAUCAGAACGUUUAAGGAAACAACCCAGAUCUAGGUAUUGAUGAUACAGUGUGUUACAUGACUUGGUUGUUGUGGUGAAAGGGUUAAAGUUCACUACUUGUCUGCACUAGACGGGAAAUUAUCAAAAUCCCCCUUAACACCACCCACACUUCACCAUAAUAAUAUAAAUAUUAGGGAUCGACCGAUAAUUUUUUUUUUUUGAGCUGAUAGUUUAUUAAUAUUCUGUACAUUUACCAUUCUGAAAAAAGAAACUAUUUCUACACAAAUCUGUUAACUGAACAUGUAUUUUUUUUUGCAAUUUUUUUUUUUUUGUUAAGGUAAAUGCCCAAAAUUUACAUGUCAGUCAGAAUUUGUUUACGAAUGUGUGUGUAUGUAAUGAAUGCAGUGUGUGUGUAUAGUGGAUGCAGUGAGUGUUGGCAUUCAUUAUGUACACACACACACUGCAUUCAUAAUAUAUCCACUACACACACUGCAUUCAUUUUAUACUCACUGCAUUCAUUAUAUAUGCAGUGCGGGUGUGUGUGUAUAGUGAAUUCAUUGGGGGGGGUGUGUGUGUGUGUGUGUAUAGUGAAUUCAUUGGGGGUGUGUGUGUAUAGUGAAUUCAUUGGGGGUGUGUGUGUGUAUAGUGAAUUCAUUGGGGGGCGGGGGUGUGUGUGUGUGUGUAUAGUGAAUGCAGUGGGGGGUGUAUAAUCUGCAUUAUCGGUAUCUUUAUUGGCCGAUACUGAUAUUGCUGAAAAUACAGAAUAUCGGCCAGACCGAUAAUCGGUCGAUCCCUAAUAAAUAUUACUAUUUUAACGCUGCCACCACAAAGACAAUUUAUGAAUGGGAUGCCUUGGUCACCCAGGUAAAUCAGGAAGAAAAACCCAGCAAAUAUAAUUUAGCACAAUACCUAUUGAAUGUGUCUCUUCAGGUAACGUGAUUCUUUACCAGACAAAGGCAGAACUUAAAGGGACACUAUAGUCACCAGAACAACUACAGCUUACUGAAUUUGUUCUGGUGAGUAGAAUCAUUCCCUUCAGGCUUUUUGCUGUAAACACUGUUUGUUUCAGAGAAAAUGCAGUGUUUACAUUGCAGCCUAGUGAUAACUUCACUGGCCACUCCUCAGAUGGCUGUUAGAGAUCCUUCCUGGCUGCCUAAAAUGCAUCCAAACAUUCAGUGUCUCCUCCCUAUGCACGCAGACACUGAACUUUCCUCAUAGAGAUUCAUUGAUUCAAUUCAUCUCUAUGAGGAGAAGCUGAUUGGCCAGGGCUGUGUUUGAAUCAUGCUGGCUCUGCCCCUGAUCUGCCUACUUGUCAGUCUCAGCCAAUCCUAUGGGGAAGCACUGAUUGGAUCAGGCCACCACUUCUGAUGAUGUCAGCAGACAGCUUGUUUUUCUGAGUCUAACAGCAUGCAGAUCUACAGCUUCAGGCUUGAAUACAGUAAGAUUUUGCUAUAUUUAUGGAGGCAUGAGGUCCCAGGGGGGCUAGAUGGUGGUUUUAACAUUAUAGGGUCAGCAAUACAUGUUUGUGUUCCUGACCCUAUAGUAAUCCUUUAAUAAAGGAAUGUUUAUUAUGAGCAAAAAAAAAAAAAAGUCACAAUGCAUACAGAAAUAGCAAUCAACAGCACAUAAAACCAAAUAGGAUAAAAUAACAGAAGUCCUAGUCACUUACUCAUUUAUAUCUUCUAAGUAAAACUUCCUGGGCAGAAGAUGGUGACUCAAAAUUAGAUUUUGGCCCCAAGCAAGUACAAUAUACAUUUCAAUAUCAUUGGAUAAAUACCCUGUGGAUUCGUCUCAAGUUUUCAAGCCUGGCCCAGAGGUCGAAAUAAGGUGUACCUAUAGAAACAAUAAGUGACCCCCUUGUGUUCCAGACCAACAUUAAUCCUAAUAUAAACUUUUGGUUCGAUCUCCUCUUUUGUACUUUCCACAGAAAUAAUAUUUGCAUUUAUGAAGUUAGUUACUUAAUGCUGCAUUUGGAUCUGAUACUGGAACACAAGGGUUUUCUUGAUGGCUAAUGGCCAUUAACAUAUCAAAGAAAGGAACUAUCAGUUAAGAGUUCCAGGCCUUAUGGUUAGUUUACAUUGGUACUAGACACAAGUCCAGCUCAAGUGUAAAAUCUCACACCUUGCAGAGCCUUUCACAUUUCUAUACAAUUUACAUUAAUCCCUUCUGACAUCCAACCUCUCUAAUCAAAUUGGCCCUUUCACCUCUACCAAGUGGCCAAUUCAUAUAUGCACUCCACAAAUGGCAUUAAAUGGCAAUAUUCUAUACCUUCGGCGUGACACCGUGCAGCUACAUUAUUACUGGCUUGGACGGGGCGCACUCUCUGUUGAAAUGUAGAGUUUGUGACAGAGGGAGAAUCCUGUAAAUAUGUGCAGACAUUUUUUGGGUCCAUUAUAGAUUGUAUUUCGAUUUGUUUGUUGUGUAACCAAAGUUACUCUAGAAAUACUGGAACAGAUCUCCACUACAAUGUGAGUGUUGGGAAUUGCCAGCUAUCCACCAUGGUGAUCUGGCAUAGAAACCUUCAUCGAUAACAUCUGGCAGAUAAUGUUUUCCAGUAGAAGCUUGUUCCCUUUCUUUGAGAUUCAGUAUUUGUGAGGGUAUAAAUUUCCUCUCAUUGGACAAACUACAUCCUUCUUUCAGACAUUCAUUGUAACUGGGUUCUGGUUGAUUUGCUUUUUGCUAAAGUAUGUUUUAUUCCUCCUAGGCCAUCCAGGAAUGCCACCAGGGAUGCGGCCACCUCCUUUGAUGCCUCCCCACGGGUACAAUGGACCCCCAAGACCACCUCCAUAUGGAUAUCAGCGUGGGCCUCUUCCCCCUCCCCGUCCAGCCCCUCCUCGAGCGCCCUUAAGGUUACCCAUGACCCAGUGACCAGGACACAGACUGCACCCCUGCCAGUUACACACAGGGCAACAUUUAAAGCAGCAUUGCAUGGUUUGUGUAUGACUUCCAUAGAGAGAUUUAAUAGAACGGGUUGUCAUAGAAACCUCAUGUUACAUUCCACUCAAGGUGAAAUGAGUUAAAGGGCUGGCUUAACACUAGAGGAGGGUAAACAUGAAGUGUUGCUUUAAAUCAGACUUCUUGCAAUUUUUUUUUUAUAUAUAAUUUUUUUUGUUUUACCAAAGUGUUUGUAAAUGGUAGAUUGUAAUAAAAAGAGAAACAUUACCUAUCCAUCACUGUG
Molecule: messenger RNA, 20041 nt
Organism: Pelobates cultripes (western spadefoot toad)
Lineage: Eukaryota; Metazoa; Chordata; Amphibia; Anura; Pelobatidae
Source: the annotation of a GenBank genome assembly